AGGAUUCGUCACAUUAAGGGGGGCUCCGGAAGACAUCUCCUCCUACGAUGGCUGGUCGGAAACCCCAAAAAAACAAUAAUACUAUGUGUCUGAACCCAACGUUAGAUUUUGGAUACCAAUGAUUGUUGAAACGCUUUGUGUUUAAGAGUCCAUUAGCAGUAGAUUGAUUCAAGAACAAACCAUGCUUACUCUUUCCGAGUUUCAUGUGAUACCAUUACUCUUCUUCAUUACGUUUCUUUCGCCAUUGCUCUCCACUGCUAUACCUAUCAACAUUUGGCCAAAGCCGAGAUUUCUCUCAUGGCCUCAACAUAAAGCCAUUGCCCUCUCUCCAACUUUCACCAUCCUUGCUCCUGAACACCAAUACCUUUCUGCCUCUGUAACACGUUAUCUCAACCUGAUCCGCUCUGAGAAUUACUUGCCUCUCAUUAACCAUCCUGUCAAACUUAUGAAAGGUUACACCUUGAGGAACCUUGUAGUCACUGUUACCGAUCUUUCUCUUCCGCUUCACCACGGUGUUGAUGAGUCUUACAACCUUUCCAUCCCCAUUGGCAGCGUUUCCGCCCACUUGCUGGCUCAUUCGGCAUGGGGAGCUAUGCGUGGCCUUGAGACAUUCUCUCAGAUGAUUUGGGGAACAUCUCCUGAUUUGUGCUUACCAGUUGGAAUUUAUAUUCAGGAUUCUCCCUUGUUUGGCCAUAGAGGUGUUUUGCUUGAUACAUCGAGGAAUUACUAUGGAGUAGAUGAUAUAAUGAGGACAAUUAAGGCCAUGAGUGCAAACAAACUCAAUGUGUUCCAUUGGCAUAUUACUGAUUCACAAUCUUUUCCAUUAGUGCUUCCUUCCGAACCUUCACUUGCUGCAAAGGGAUCUUAUGGACCAGACAUGGUAUACACUCCCGAGGAUGUCUUAAAGAUUGUUCAGUAUGGUUUUGAGCAUGGUGUUAGAGUACUUCCUGAAAUAGACACUCCUGGCCAUACAGGAUCAUGGGGAGAAGCGUACCCGGAAAUUGUGACAUGUGCCAAUAUGUUCUGGUGGCCUGCUGGAAAAAGUUGGGACGAGCGGUUAGCUAGUGAACCUGGGACUGGUCAGCUUAAUCCCUUGAGUGCUAAAACAUAUGAAGUUGUUAAAAACGUCAUAGAAGAUGUCGUUAAGCAAUUUCCAGAAUCUUUCUUUCAUGGAGGUGGAGAUGAAGUUAUCCCAGGCUGUUGGAAAACCGAUCCUGCAAUCAAUUCUUUCUUGUCCUCUGGUGGAACACUAAGCCAGCUUCUUGAAAAGUACAUAAACUCGACAUUACCUUACAUCGUGUCACAGAACCGCACAGUUGUUUACUGGGAAGAUGUUCUGUUGGAUGCACAAAUCAAGGUGGAUCCAUCAUUUCUUCCUAAAGAGCACACAAUCUUACAGACUUGGAAUAAUGGUCCUGAGAAUACAAAGAGAAUCGUAGCUGCUGGUUACAGAGUAAUAGUCUCUUCAUCAGAGUUCUACUACUUAGACUGUGGUCACGGCGGGUUUCUAGGGAAUGAUAGUAUAUAUGAUCAGCAAGGAAGCGGUGGUGGGUCAUGGUGUGCACCAUUCAAGACGUGGCAGAGCAUAUACAACUAUGAUAUAACCGAUGGUUUGCUCGAUGACGAAGAGAGGAAGCUGGUGCUAGGAGGAGAGGUUGCGUUGUGGUCAGAGCAAGCUGACUCGACGGUUUUAGACUCACGGCUUUGGCCACGUGCCUCUGCGUUUGCGGAGAGCUUGUGGUCAGGGAAUAGAGACGAGAGAGGUGUUAAGAGAUGUGGUGAAGCCGUGGACCGGUUAAACCUGUGGAGGUAUAGGAUGGUGAAGAGAGGGAUUGGAGCUGAACCUAUUCAACCAUUGUGGUGUUUGAAGAAUCCUGGAAUGUGUAAUACAGUCCAUGUUGUGGGUUGUAAUACUCACAUGCUAAAGAAAUCUGAAUCCUGCACAAGACUUAUCAUGAGUGUUAGAUGGCCAAGAGUUCUAACGCCAAGUCUUCUUUCUCAAAUCCUAAAGAAGCAGAAGAAUCCAGUAACCGCACUUAAACUUUUUGAGGAAGCGAAAGAGAGGUUUCCGAGUUACGGUCACAAUGGCUCGGUGUAUGCUACCAUGAUUGACAUUCUAGGUAAAUCUAACCGUGUGUUGGAAAUGAAAUAUGUCAUUGAGAGGAUGAAGGAUGAUUCUUGUGAAUGUAAAGAUUCGGUUUUUGCAUCGGCUAUUCGUACAUUCUCCAGAGCUGGAAGGCUGGAUGAUGCCAUUUCUCUUUUUAAGAGCCUUCAUGAGUUCAAUUGUGUGAAUUGGACUCUAUCUUUUGAUACUCUUUUACAGGAGAUGGUUAAAGAAUCAGAGCUCGAAGCUGCUUGUCAUAUAUUCCGAAAGUAUUGUUAUGGUUGGGAGGUGAAUUCUCGAAUAACGGCUCUGAAUUUGCUUAUGAAGGUUCUUUGCCAGGUCAAUCGCUCUGACCUUGCGUCUCAGGUUUUUCAAGAGAUGAAUUACCAGGGUUGUUAUCCGGACAGAGACAGUUACAGGAUUUUGAUGAAAGGGUUUUGUCUAGAGGGGAAACUUGAUGAAGCCACGCACCUGUUGUAUUCAAUGUUCUGGAGGAUCUCACAAAAAGGUUCAGGUGAGGACAUUGUGGUUUAUAGAAUUCUGUUGGAUGCAUUAUGUGAUGCUGGUGAGGUUGAUCAGGCUAUUGAAAUUCUUGGUAAAAUCUUGAGAAAAGGACUAAAGGCUCCGAAACGAUGUUACCAUCAUAUUGAAGCUGGUCAUUGGGAGAGUAACAGUGAGGGUAUAGAGCGGGUGAAACGAUUGUUAACCGAGACUUUGAUCCGAGGCGCAAUUCCCAGUUUGGAUAGCUACAGUGCCAUGGCUACUGAUCUUUUUGAGGAAGGUAAGCUUGUUGAAGGUGAAGAGGUGCUUCUUGCAAUGCGAAGAAAAGGCUUUCAGCCAACACCAUUUAUUUACGGUGCCAAGGUUAAAGCGCUGUGUAAAGCUGGAAAGCUGGAAGAAGCAGUUUCUGUAAUCAAUAAGGAGAUGAUGGAAGGUCAUUGCCUUCCAACAGUUGGAGUAUAUAAUGUUCUUAUAAAAGGUCUAUGUGAUGAAGGAAAAUCAAUGGAGGCUGUUGGAUAUAUAAAAAAGAUGUCUAAGCAAGUCUCUUGUGUAGCGAACGAAGAAACAUAUCAAAUUCUAGUGGAUGGUUUGUGUCGAGAUGGUCAAUUUCUUGAGGCGAGUCAGGUCAUGGAGGAGAUGUUGAUAAAAUCACACUUUCCUGGUGUUGAAACUUACCAUGUGAUGAUAAAAGGUCUUUGUUAUAUGGACCGGCGAUAUGAAGCUGUGAUGUGGUUGGAAGAGAUGGUUAGUCAGGAUAUGGUGCCGGAAUCUUCUGUGUGGAAAGCUUUGGCUGAGUCUGUCUGCUUUUGUGCUAUUGAUGUUGUUGAGAUACUUGAGCAUCUAAUUAGUAGCAAACGUUGAUCAUUUUCAAGAUUGAAAAAAAUCUUCAAGGAACUCAGUCCCUCGAGAAUCUGUUCAAAGAAAGAUGGAGAACUCAAAGUUUGGGUAUUCGACUGGAUGAUAUUUUGCUCCUGACUUGUAUGAGAUCAAUGAGUCUACAUGUUGAUGCUUCAUGUCUCAUUAUAUCAUUCUAUUGUAAAAGUUUUUGUGAAAUGUAAUUGUUUCAAUUAGUAACAGGUUUCGUUGACCAUAUUAAUUUCAUUUCUUGGUGACCUGUAAUAAUAUAAUACAUUUAAAAAUGUUUU
Molecule: messenger RNA, 3750 nt
Organism: Arabidopsis arenosa
Lineage: Eukaryota; Viridiplantae; Streptophyta; Magnoliopsida; Brassicales; Brassicaceae
Source: the annotation of a GenBank genome assembly